Molecule: messenger RNA, 1361 nt
Organism: Cottoperca gobio
Lineage: Eukaryota; Metazoa; Chordata; Actinopteri; Perciformes; Bovichtidae
Exons: 20
Coding region: 165-1361 (398 amino acids)
Source: RefSeq, a predicted model, not a curated record
CUGAUUUGCUUACCCGUCUCCAUUUUCCUCAAAGAAGCGUCACCAGCUGUGAUUACAGUUUGGGAAGUGAACCAAACUCUUUGUCUCCUCGUAGUGAUGGAUUCAGCUUGACUGAUAUUGUGGAAAGAGAAUCAAGCGCUCCCUUCACAAAAUCAGUAUUUCCUAUGACCACAGAUUUGAUUGUUGGCAGACCCGGUGCUUCUGCAACUCCUGUGAAACUGGAAUCAGAUAUUGUGGACAAAGAGACACACUCCACACAGACUAUGGCGACAUCUACUAUGACCACAGGUAGGACUGUUAGCAGGCUCCAUGCCUCCACACCUAUAACUCCGACCAAACAAAUGUUAGGUCAGAAUGUUGGAUCCAGCAACACUGGUAGUUUCAUCUCUACUUCUAUCACACCAGUGAAACCAACAUCAGAAACAUGGACAUGGAACUUGGUAGUAGUUGCAGCGUGUCUUGGAGGUGUCAUCUUACUGGGCCUAGCACUUCUCUUUACCAAAAGAAAAACUGAUAUUGUGGAAAGAGAAUCAAGCGCUCCCUUCACAAAAUCAGUAUUUCCUAUGACCACAGAUUUGAUUGUUGGCAGACCCGGUGCUUCUGCAACUCCUGUGAAACUGGAAUCAGAUAUUGUGGACAAAGAGACACACUCCACACAGACUAUGGCGACAUCUGCUAUGACCACAGGUCAGAAUGUUGGAUCCAGCAACACUGGUAGUUUCAUCUCUACUUCUAUCACACCAGUGAAACCAACAUCAGUUGGUCAGACACCUCAUAAAUCUAGCACUAAAGCUAGCUUGCUCCAUGUAACCCCAAUUGAUCCACCAACAGCAGAAACAUGGACAUGGAACUUGGUAGUAGUUGCAGCGUGUCUUGGAGGUCUCAUCUUACUGGGCCUAGCACUUCUCUUUACCAAAAGAAGAACUGAAAGAUGUUCUAGCAAAAGGACACAAGCUGAUGCCACUGAUGACUUAAUGUGCAUGAGAGAGCUUAACCAUGGAGGAUCGUUACCUGCCGGUAAUGAUGAAGCGUACAGUGUGAUUACCUCAGUACCUGCUGCUGACUGUCCUACUGGUUUGGAUAAAUCGAAAAUGCAAGAGUCUCAAAAUGAAGACUCUGACAUAUACCAUGUGUACUCCACCAUCUCUGAGGAGCCACCUCCAUCAGCCCUGAAGGACAUGGUGUACAGCACCCAUGUAACCUAUGAUCUAGGGAGGAAAAUUGAUGUAUCUGCCAUGAAUGAACACAUUCUUAGCUGGAUGGCUUCUUAUCUGUCAGAGAGGGACCAGCAGGUUGGGAAGGGUGUUACUUCUCUGAGCCUUUGCCCGUCACUUGCGGAGUGCCACAAGGCAGUGUCCUGA